Molecule: messenger RNA, 1509 nt
Organism: Psammomys obesus (fat sand rat)
Lineage: Eukaryota; Metazoa; Chordata; Mammalia; Rodentia; Muridae
Gene: Ppif
Product: peptidylprolyl isomerase F
Exons: 6
Coding region: 77-697 (206 amino acids)
Biological process (GO): protein folding; cellular response to hydrogen peroxide; protein peptidyl-prolyl isomerization
Cellular component (GO): mitochondrion
Molecular function (GO): peptidyl-prolyl cis-trans isomerase activity
Source: RefSeq, a predicted model, not a curated record
UGCUUCCUGGGUCACACGGCCUCGGUGGUGGCUGCGGUGAGUUCUUCCGCGCGCUCUCGCCCGACCCGCGACCGCGAUGUUGGCGCUGCGCUGCUGCCCCCGCCUGCUCGGUCUGCUCUCCGGCCCUCGCUCUGCGCCGCUGCUCCUGUCCGCGACCCGCGCCUGCAGCGACGGCGGAGCCCGCGACUCGAACUCCUCCUCUCGGAACCCGCUUGUGUACUUGGAUGUGGGCGCCGACGGGCAGCCGCUCGGCCGCGUGGUGCUGGAGCUAAAGGCAGAUGUCGUGCCAAAGACAGCAGAAAACUUCAGAGCCCUGUGCACUGGUGAGAAGGGCUUUGGCUACAAAGGUUCCACCUUCCACAGGGUGAUCCCAGCCUUCAUGUGCCAGGCUGGCGACUUCACCAACCACAAUGGCACAGGAGGGAAGUCCAUCUAUGGAAGCCGGUUUCCUGACGAGAACUUUACACUGAAGCACGUGGGGCCAGGUGUCCUGUCCAUGGCAAAUGCAGGCCCCAACACCAAUGGCUCUCAGUUCUUUAUCUGCACAAUAAAGACAGACUGGCUGGAUGGCAAGCAUGUCGUGUUUGGCCAUGUCAAAGAGGGCAUGGAUGUUGUGAAGAAAAUAGAAUCUUUUGGCUCAAAAAGUGGGAAGACAUCUAAGAAGAUUGUCAUCACAGACUGCGGCCAGUUGAGCUAACUCAUAGCCGAGUGCUCGAACAGUGGCAGCCGCCCAUGAGUCGGUUCACCCAGGUACUUCAAAGAGCCGUUUGUGCCCACCUCCCCUUACUGAGUACAGGGAAGACCGCUCAGGCACACGGUCCUUCACAGGACCAGGCUGCUCUCAGCUGUCAUCCUUUCUCAGACCCUCUAUCUGAGAAUCAGGGUGGCUGUUGGGCCAUGUGCCCUCAGCAGGUGUCCCCAUGAUUGCCAUUCAUGUGUGCCUUGGACGUUGGUAAUGCUGGCCAGCUAGCAUCCAGGGAAGGGUCCUGACUUUUCCUUGACCAGUUGGGACAGAAGUUGCCAUUUAAUAUUGUCUUCCUCACUGCAAUAAUUUAAUAAGAUGUCAUAGAAACAAAGCUGUGAUGUAAAAAACACUGUACUGCGUGUGACCUGAGCUGGCACAAGCUACACGCCCCCGAGCCUGGCUUCUGAAACAUAACUCAGGGCUCUUGUGAAAAGUCUGACAUCAAUGUCUUUCCUCCUGGUUACUGUGAAUCCUACUGGUUGGCUGCUGUGAUUUUUGAAGGGAGCCGGAGGAAUAGAAGCAGCUGGGCCUGGCAACAGACCUGUGAGCCGAGUCUGUCUGCUCAAUGUGAAUUCCCAUGCUGGAAACUUACAGGAACUGCCCGUGUUCAUGCUGUCCUCCAGAAGAAAGUGCUUUCUGACAGGCUUUGAUUUUUCUGUAUAUUGAAUAAAUCCAAUCUAUCAAUGUUACUAUGCAAAGGAUUUCUGGGGAACAGCCGUUAGUGUUCAUCUCAAAUGUGAUAAUAAAUCCUAUUUUCUAUAAAA